This is a messenger RNA of Stylophora pistillata, 2702 nucleotides long. RefSeq lists its product as uncharacterized. The record is from RefSeq and is a predicted model, not a curated record. NCBI's taxonomy places the organism in Eukaryota, Metazoa, Cnidaria, Anthozoa, Scleractinia, Pocilloporidae. Gene Ontology annotation, molecular function: zinc ion binding.
CCUUAUUCAUAAAUGGCCGCCGCGCGGAAACGGCCUGGUUUCGAAUGCAUGAAAGCGAGGCUUGGUAGGCCAAGGUUCACAGAUCAAAACAAAACCACAAUGGCUUCUCACAGAUCUUCUGAUGGAACUGUGCGCGUGAUACUCACAGAAGACGAUAUUCCUGGAGCUUCCUUAGCUGGUAGAAAUCCUUCUUCACUGAAAAAUGACGAGCUAAAGUUUUGGUUGAGAUGUCGUGGCGAUUCACUCAAGGGUCUUAAGACGAAAGCACAGCUCGUAAAACGAGUCCAAGACUAUGUUGAAAAUGGAAGGGAUAAAAUGCUGGUUGACCCUGAUGGAGAUAAAAUUUACACGAAAAGGAAGGCAAGGUUUUCGAGUUUACUACCAAACGAUUAUGUCUCUCCUGUCACCUCAAGUGUGAAAUACCCGAGCGAUGGAUGGGGAAAGUCGCUUGAAAGGAUGCCGUGUUUCACAAGAGCCGAAAUGAACCAGCACGUGGCAAAUUCUGGAAAGCGAGUUGCAAAUGCCGAGCACCACUCAAUUCCAACUAAUUUAAAGAAGGCAAAAACAUUUCUGAAGGACGAAUACCUAAAGGAAAUUGAGGCGAACAGUGAUCAAAGGUAUUUUUAUUUGAAAGCGAAUUGCUAUCACAGUUUCAGGAAAAGUGAAGCUCCACAUGAUCUUCGUUUUGCCAUGUGCAUUGUCUCAGGUCAAGUCAUACAUGCCAACUGUUCAUGCAAAGCUGGCAAAGUGGGAUAUUGUAACCACAUUCUUGCUUUAAUGUUUAAAGCGUGCAAGUUUAGUUUAUUUGACAGCAAGAGCACAGAAGAUCUGUGCCAGGAGGAUGAUGAACAACCGGAUCUCGCCAGCACAUCCCAGCUUCAAAGAUGGCACAAGAAGGGUCGUGGGGACAAAAUAUCUGCUCAACCGGUAAUGGAAGUUACCAUUUCAAAAACACGGUUAGAUGAUACCAAAAGGAGAGAAGGAUUGAAGUGCUUACUGUAUGAUGCAAGGUCAAACCCUGUGCAUGACGUCCAAGCAGAAAUUAACCUGAAAAAAGCCCUUCAAAAUAUAAAUCCACAAAUGGGUUUAGCAGUUCUGGCAAAAGAUGAUUCCACUCCCAAAAGUUGUGUUAUGACCAAAUUUGGUGAAAGCCAAAUUGGCUCACUUUGCAGCUACCACUUGACUCUUACUGAAGCAAACUUUGUGGCUACAUUUGACAUUUCUUCUAUUCCAAGAGCUGACAUGGAUGAAGCAGAGUUAACCUAUCCCAGGUUCCCGUUAAACUCAGGCAGUGAUUUUGUCAGGCCUGACAACCUCAGUCAUUCUGAAGAGACACUUGUUAGUUCCCUUGUUGUUGAUGAAAACAUGAUAAACAAGAUUGAAGGAGCCACAAGAGGUCAAACAUUGUCAGAACAGUGGAAGAAAGAGCGAAAGCUUAGAUUCACUGCUUCAAAGUUUGACCUCAUUUCAAAAAGACAAAGGAAUCAUGAUAAGUUUGCAAUGGAUCUCAUCAAUCCGAAAGCAUUUACCUUAAGGUAUGUGGAGCAUGGUAUAAAAUAUGAACCGGUUGCUCUCCAGGAAUAUGAGAAAAUCAUGCUUGCAGGAAAGACACCUGUUAAGGUUCUCAAGAGUGGUUUUGUUGUUUCCCUGGAUAUGCCUUUCCUAGGGUGCUCACCAGAUGGCAGGGUUGUAGAUUUUGGAUGCUAUGAUCAUUUUGGACUUGCUGAAGUGAAGUGUCCACAAACAAAAUUUCAAGUCACUCCACUAGAAGCCUGUCAAGACCCAAAAUUCUUUUGUGCGGCUGUCAAUGGACAAUGUAAACUGAAAAAGAAUGAUGCUUACUAUACUCAAGUGCAAGGCCAAAUGGGUGUGAGUGGGGCAAGAUGGUGUGACUUCAUUGUCUACACGAAAAAGGGAUUUUCGGUGGAAAGAAUUCCCUUUGAUGCUGCUUACUGGGAAACUCUGAAGCAAAAGCUGCACACAUUUUACUUUACCCAUUUUAUUAAAAUUGCAGCAAGUGAGUUUGCAAGAUGCUUAACUACCACUUCUACUUCUUUCAGUGCUGUAUAUACAAUGUAAAUAGUUGCUUGCAAUGAAAAGUUGAAUAAUUAUGUAUUGAUGUAUUUCAUAUACACCUAACUUUGAUACAACUUACCAAUAUUCACAUUUUGUAUCAAAGAUCAGCUCACCUGCAAGCUCCAAUAAAUUAUGACAGUGAUUACCAGCUAAACUUCUUAUGAUCUCAAUUGUGAAAGUGAGUGAUCUUCAAAGGUAGACUCGUGUUUGAUAGAAUCUCUCAGCUGUAAAUAUUUAUGACAACUACCAGUAUAUAUAUUCUUAUAAACCUAAGAAGGUGAAUUUGUUAUAAUAAUAUUUUAUUAGAGCUUGAUUGGUUGGAAAGAGUUACAGUUCAAAUUUCCUCACAAAAGAUAAUCAGAAAAAUUUUGCUCAAAUAAUAUCCUUAAACUAUUGAAUAGGAGCAAAUUUGAAAAAAGAAGUUAUGUGGACUUAGAAAUGAAAUGUAUAUAUUUUAGUUCAAUUUUAUACUUGGUUAAAAUUUUAUUUUCCUUUGUUCUCAGUCAUGUUUAUGUAUGAUAAUGAGUUGGAAACAAAGGAAAAUAAAAUUUGAACCAAGGAUAAAACUGAACUACAACAUAUACAAGUGUUGAAAGGCAUUAAAAUACAUGUUGUGUUUACACCAA